Entelurus aequoreus (snake pipefish) is the source of this 2675-nucleotide messenger RNA. RefSeq names its product zinc finger protein 260-like. Gene Ontology annotation, cellular component: nucleus. The record is from RefSeq and is a predicted model, not a curated record. NCBI's taxonomy places the organism in Eukaryota, Metazoa, Chordata, Actinopteri, Syngnathiformes, Syngnathidae. Bases 303 to 1901 code for a protein of 532 amino acids. The transcript is spliced from 3 exons.
GCGUCACGUACGGGUGAACAGCCGUGUGACGUCAUGAAUGCCCGGGCUGCCGUAAAACCCCCCGCCGAAGACGUAAAAAGCGGAAGUUAGCAAAGACGACUUCGAUUGUCAGAAGAGAUUUGUGAGAAUCCAGUUUAAAUCGCGGAAAACAUUCCAAAUGUUAGGUGAGUUGCUGAAGGAGCGACUGAUGAUGAAAUAUUGGCGCUGUUUAAAAGAACGACAUCGCGUCGGGUGAGGAGGAAGUUGGUCGAAGCAAAAAAGGAGAAGGAUCGCCAUCGACGACAACAGGAAGCAAGUCAAAUAUGUUCCACAUUGAAGACGUCCAGCGGAUAAUUGGUGGUCAGGAAGAACGUCCCCCUCCGCCGCAGGGGAGGGUCGCCACUUUGAAGCAGGAGGAUCCGCAGCCCCCCUACAUUAAAGAGGAGAUGGCGGAACUGUGGAUCACUCGGGAGGAAAUGAAUCUUCCAGGGCCAGACGAGGCUGAUCCCACCAAGUUGCCACUGACUGGUGUCUCCGUGAAGACUGAAGACCAUGGAGAGAAACCACCUGAGUCCUCACAGCUUCUUCACAGUCCACGUGAGGAGAACAGAGGGGUGGAGCCUCCAAGCUGCAGGGGAUAUGCUUAUGUCCCGCCGCUAGUUGGUUGUCGGGGGAGGAUCUCCAUUUUCAAGCGGGAGGAUCCACAGCCCCCCUUUAUUAAAGAAGAAGAAGACGAGGAGGAACUCUGGAUAACUCAGGAUGGAGAGUAUCUUCUCAGGGCGCGUGAAGCCGACCUCACCAACUUGCCACUGACUGGUGUCUCUGUGAAGACUGAAGACCAUGAAGAGAAACCACCUGAGUCCUCACAGCUUCAUCACAGUCCAAGUGAGGAGAACAGAGGGGCGGAGCCUACGAGCUGCAGCUCAAUACGACACAUGGCGACAGAAGCUGAGGGAGACCACUGUGGAGGAUCACAAGCAGACAGCCUCUUGGCUCCACUAUCAGAUAGUGAGGCAGAAGACAGGAACGACACCCAAGAGCCUUUGAGCAGCGAUACAGACGAUAUGAGGACUCACACCUACAACAAUCACCCUGACUGCUCUAAAAAGAAGACGGGUAAAAAAUGUUUGAUUUGCUCAUUUUGUGAUAAAAGCUUUUCUUAUCAGAGGGAUUUUGCUCGACACGUGACAAUACACACAGGGGAAAAACCUUUUAGUUGUUUAGAUUGCGGCCAAAAAUUCUCUCAAAAGUCAAACAUGGUCACACACAGGAUAACACACACGGGAGAGAAAACUUUUAGUUGUUUAAUGUGUGAUAAGAAGUUCUUUAAAAGGGCAAAUAUGACGGUACACAUGAGAACGCACACAGGGGAAAAACCUUUUAUCUGUUCGGUUUGCGGUCAAAGAUUUACUCGUAAGGUAAGAAUGGCAUCACACAUGACAUCGCACACAGGAGAAAAACCCUUCAGUUGUUCAGAUUGUGGCAAAAAAUUCUCGGACAAAAGCAACAUGGUGAAACACGUGAAAACACACGCCGGAGAAAAACCUUUGAGUUGUUCCGUUUGUUGCAAACGAUUCUCUGAGAAGUCGCACAUGGCGUCGCACAUGAGGACACACACGGGAGAAAAACCUUUAAUUUGCUCAGUUUGCGGCAAGAGAUUCGCUCAGACUUCCACUUUGGGGCGACACAUUAGAACGCACACGGGGGAAAAACCAUUUAGUUGCGUGGUCUGUGAUCAGAGAUUCACUCAAAAGUCACACAUGGUGUCACACAUGAGAACGCACACCGGGGAAAAACCUUUUAGUUGCUCAGUUUGCGAGCAAAGAUUCACUCAAAAGUCAAAUAUGCUUUCACACGUGAGAACACAUGGUGGGGGGCAAACAAAGUUAAAAUAUGUUAUGUGUUCAAAUGUCAAAUCAUAGAAGUGUAACAACACACGAGGAGUCCUCGAGAAAGUCUGCUGUGUGUAUGAUGCAAGAUUCCCCCAUGAGUUAGUGUGCUGCUACAAAAUACUACUUUGAUUAAGGACAACAAAGACUGUUUUCACCUUUUUUCUUUUGGACUGAAAAAGUGCACAGCAAAGAUCAUGACAUUGUGUUUGUGUUGUAUCAAUCUUGUACAUGUGUAGCAUUGGUAAUGACUCCACCUGCUUUAUCUAUCUUUACUUUUUAUUAUAAAGUAUUGUUUUUCAUGUUCAUUUAUAUCCAUCUUUCACUUUUUAUAAUACACUAGUGUUAAGUAUUUUGAGGAAAGGUUUUUUUUUUUUUAGGGAGCAGUAGCACCAUCUGUUGGGUCCUUGCAUACUUGACAUGUGCAACUCCUGGCCAGGCAAAUUUGCUACAUUCUGUGUACAUUCUGUCUGUUUUAUGUCAAACUUGGUUGAUAAAAGUUUCAGUGUUCAACAGGGGCGUCACUAGCUUUUAAGGACAGGGGGGGCUUAGCCCCCAGGAGAUGCACAGGAUGCAAGCGAACGUAGCGCACAAGCACGAAACUUCACAAACGGCUAACAAAGACUUAGAAAUUAUUCAUUGUUAUUAUUAUUAUUUAAAAAAAUGCACGGGACGAAAUGAAAUGCUCCCCGGGACGAUGGCUUUUAACCAUUUUUUUUUCUUUUUCCUUUAAUAUAUUUAUUCCUUUUACAUUUUAUAUUAAAUGUCUUGGUUUUUCCUCCCUCUGAAAAUCCUAUGAAAUGUUUA